This is a messenger RNA of Argentina anserina (silverweed cinquefoil), 1549 nucleotides long. RefSeq names its product 15-cis-phytoene desaturase, chloroplastic/chromoplastic. Bases 72 to 1499 code for a protein of 475 amino acids. The transcript has a single exon. Gene Ontology annotation, molecular function: oxidoreductase activity. NCBI's taxonomy places the organism in Eukaryota, Viridiplantae, Streptophyta, Magnoliopsida, Rosales, Rosaceae. The record is from RefSeq and is a predicted model, not a curated record.
UAACCUAUGUCCCACAUCCUUGCAAAUGAAAUUUUCCGACGAACCAAACAAACCUCGUCCUUCUUCCCCAAAUGAAACUCCUCACUCUCCCGCUCCCUCAUCCCUGUUCUCCAAACCCCAACCUCCUCCGCUUCAGAAUCAACACGAAAUCAUCUCUACAAUACCCAAAUCUCACUCCCCCUAAACCCCAAUCCCAACCGAACCCUAAACCACGUGUCGUCGUCAUCGGCGCCGGCCUCGCCGGCCUAGCCGCAGCCACCCACCUCAACUCCCAAAACAUCCCCUUCCUCCUUCUCGAAGCUUCCGAUGACGUCGGCGGCCGUGUCCGAACCGAUGUCGUCGACAGAUUUCUUCUCGACCGGGGUUUCCAAAUCUUCAUUACAGCUUACCCCGAAGCUCGGAAGCUUCUUGAUUACCAAGCCCUUGAUCUCCAAACAUUUUACUCCGGCGCUCGAAUCUACUACAAUGGCCAGUUCCACACCGUAGCUGAUCCUUUACGCAAUUUCUGGGACUCCGUCAAGUCCUUAGCAAACCCUAUUGGAUCAGUUUCUGAUAAGCUACUUAUAGGGUUGACGAGACUCCGGGUAUUGACCAAAUCCGAUGAAGAAAUAUUUGCUUCCAGUGAGGUCUCGACGAUGGAGCUAUUGAAAAAAACUGGGUUCUCAGAUUCGAUUAUAGGCCGAUUCUUUCAGCCGUUUUUCGGGGGAGUUUUCUUCGAUAAGAAUCUCGAAACUACUUCCAGAUUGUUUGAUUUCAUCUUCAAGUGUCUUGCUCUUGGAGACAACACUCUUCCUUCCAAGGGCAUUGGCGCCAUUCCUAAACAAUUGGCGGCAAAAUUGCCAGCUGAUUCGAUUCUUUUCAAUUCCAAGGUCCUUUCGAUCGAUUUCGAAGGAGAGGCGUCGACUGUGAGGUUGGAGAGUGGAGAGGAAUUGAGUAGCGAGCUAGGUGUGAUAGUGGCAGUUGAGCAACCAGAAGCGGAUAAGCUUUUGGCGGGAAAGGCGUAUGAACCGGUCCAAAGGAAACCGGCCCGGAGUACUGUGUGUUUAUAUUUCUCAUCAGACCGGGCCAAUAUCCCGGUCCAAGACCCGGUUUUGUUUCUCAACGGUUCAGGUAACGGCAUUGUGAAUAACAUGUUCUUUGCAACAAAUGUAGCUCCGUCGUAUGGACCAACGGAUAAGGCUUUGGUGUCGAUAUCCUUGGUAGGAGACUUUGAGAAUGUGAAAGACGAGGAUUUGACGGUUCAAGUUGUUCAUGAGCUCUCCGAUUGGUUUGGGGGAUCAAUGGUAGGAUCUUGGAGGCAUCUGAGAACGUAUCGAAUCAAAUUUGCACAACCAAAUCAAGCUCCACCUCUUGAUUCAGCUAAAGAUUCUCGAGUCAAAUCCGGUGUUUACGUAUGCGGUGAUCAUGUGACAACUGCAACAUUUGAUGGUGCUUUGGUUUCAGGAAGAAGAGCAGUAGAAGCUUUACUCAGAGACAAUGCCUUGAAUCGAGUUGUUUAAGGUUUCAGAUUGUAAAAAGACAUGGAACUUGUAUUCUACAUUUUGUGUGA